UGCGCGCACCUCAAACUAUCUCACAAGUCUAAGCGUCAGUAACGAAAUUCUAACAAUUCAGGAUACCAAAUGUGUGUAAAUUCGUCCCAGAUUAACUAUACAGUGAAAACUGGACGGUUUGUUGAAAAUCUGUUUCAUUGUGGGUGUUUUUAAUAAAGUCUUCUGAAGCCUUCAGACUUUGAACAUUUGUGGCUGCGGUUUCCAAUCGCUUCUUUUCUUUUAAAUCGAGAUGUCAAUGGCUUGAAUUUUAUAUCCCAGGCAGUCUGUCCCUGAACCUCACUGUCACUGAUUCCCUUUCAAGCUGGUGUGGAGCAUGUGGGCCAGCUGCUGUGGCUUGCUCUGUCUGGAUGAUUCCACAGUGGAGGACACCAGAAGUAGCUCACGUCAUCAGGCCUUCACUAACUCUGGCUUCAACAGCUACCCAUCUCCCCCGGCUCCUGAUCACACAUGCAAGGCAUGCGGUGGUCGCUUUGACAGCCUGGCCAGGAAGUACAUGUGCAUGGACUGCAAGAAAAGUUACUGCAGCCAGUGCUCGACUCAGCAGGACCUCCAGCCAUGGCUGUGCCAUACUUGCCAGCGUUUCCAAGGCAUUUUAUUUGCACCAGCAGAGCUGAUGAAGCUUAAGGUGAAGGACCUGAGGGAUUACCUCCACCUGCAUGGGGUCCCCACUCAGACGUGCCGUGAGAAGGAGGAGCUGGUCGAGCUGGUUCUUGGCCAGCAGACACCUACAUCUGAAACGCACAUUUCACCCCCAAUGAACACAGACACAGACCAGGAAGCCCCUAACACUCCAAUCAUAACAGCGAGCCCCUCAGAGAACAAUGCUGCUUUAGAUCUGGGACCCCAGACUCAAGCAAUGGAGGAUGAACAGAGCUUGUCAGUGGCAGAACCGACAGCUGAAAGCGAGAUGGACACAGACCUACAGGUGGAGCAAGACUUGCAGUUGUCAGACUCUGAGGAGGUGUUGGCCCCUGGGCGGCGGGCGUCUCUCUCAGACCUCAGAUCAGUAGAGGAUAUUGAGGCUCUGAGCGUCCGGCAGCUAAAGGAGAUCCUGGCAAGGAACUUUGUCAACUAUAAGGGCUGCUGUGAAAAAUGGGAGCUGAUGGAGAGAGUAACGCGCCUGUAUCAUGACCAGAAGGACCUGCAGAACAUGGUGACAAGCACCACAGAGGGUACAGACACUGGCUCUGGGACAGCCGUAGAGGAGAAUCUCUGUAAGAUCUGUAUGGACUCACCCAUUGACUGUGUUCUUUUGGAGUGCGGACACAUGGUCACAUGCACCAAGUGUGGCAAGCGCAUGAAUGAAUGUCCCAUCUGCCGACAGUAUGUGGUGCGGGCAGUGCACGUGUUCAGAUCCUGAAUGGCAUUUUCUAUCUACAAAGCUUGUUCUCAUGACCAACAUCUCUCAGAUUAUAUAGUCCUUACCCCAAACAAUGGAAUUAAUAUACAAUAAAACUAGAACAGUCAGGUGGCCUGUAAUUCUUGCACAAUUAUCUUGUGGCAAUUAAAACAAUGUCAGAGACGCUAAAAUCUCUAAGCAAUAACAGUACUGGUAUCCGGUAUAUCUUACCGAAAUAACUUUUCAAAGUGUGCCUUCUGAAAUUGCCAGAAGUGGAGACUUAUUUUUGAUCAUGGAAUGUUUUGAUCAUGGAAUGUUCUGUUGACAAUGCCAAUGACGCCAAGUCAUCACAUCAUAAACAAUUUUUUUGUGCCCGUAUUAGUAAACGUAUGUCGACAUAUGUUUAGAGAUAACUUUAUUAAUGCACACAUGCUGUGUGUAGUGUUGUAAUAAAUACAGACAGGAUCUUCUUAAGGUGGAUAACUGUGCCUUGCCUGUAACUGUAAUGGUUCCUUUCUCUCAAACUUUUAUUUUUCUAUAUAUAAAUUAAAUAUAUAUUAUAUAUAUCACAGUGACAUCUUCUGGAAGGAAAUUGGUACUUUAAUUCACCAAAGUGGCAUGCAAUCAUUGCUCAAAUUGAGGGGGGCUGGGGGGAUCUGGGACCCCCAUAAGGCAUUAGGGACCCCCCAUAAGAAGUAAAAAAUAGACUUAGGGGGGUCCCCAAGCUGAUUAAAUUCAUGCAGUGGAUACGGCGAAUUUAGUGAAUUAAUUAUUUACAAUAAUUUAUAUUAAGUUUGUUUAUAGGCUAGUUGUCAUGUCUCUUUAAAAUGUAAAUGCCCCGCCCCACAUCUAAAGGCCGCUAAGCACAUAACAUCAUUGACAUGACUGCUUGCUUGGCGCCGCUCCGGUGAAACUAACUUUAGCUAUAAAAUGGAUAAUAAUAAACCUCCACUUGCAGUUGAGAAGAGAAAUCUUCUUACUGACUUUUUUGAGGGGUAAUUUUCUCUCUAUAUAUCUUUCUACUAAAUCUAUCCACUCCAUGUCAGGGCUUUUGUAUUCCUUGCAUAAAUUGGAAACAUCAACCUCGUUUGCUUGCUCGCUUUCCAGAGCAUUAAAGAGCCACACCAGAUGCUUGUUAGUGGACCAUCCAUUUCAGUUGUGGGCAAAGAGACCCACAGAGUACCUAGCCUGAGUAUGAAUAUCUGUUUGAGAUUCAUUCCUCAUUUUAGGUUUUCGUUAUCCCUGCUUCUGAAGAAAUGUUAUGCUUACCAGUGAUGCUUGCCUGUCCUGAGUUCUGUUCUAAUCCGAGGAGAUGUUGAUGAUACUAGCCAGUGAAUACUUACCUAUCAUGAGUUUUGGUUUACCUACUGGUUCCUGAAAUUACCUUGAUGACUGUUAUGGAUGAAUGCUGAGUUGACUUUUGAGAAUCUCCUGUGGACAUGCCUGUUAAACUUAUGAACUAUUCUAAAGACUGUAUCCUGUUUGCCCAGUUGUCCUGUACUCUUUGAAUAAAGCUCCCGCACCUGGGUGCAUACCUAAUCUCCUCUCUAUAGUAUCAUUACAGCCUUAUAGUAUUUUGCCAUUCUUUUGCUACUGUUGAAGUAAUAAAAGGUCCUUUGGAAGUUACUGACUGCUCCUUUAUCACUGCUUUCUGAGACAUUAUGAAAUGAUUAUUCCUGUGCCUCUGUUGAAUCUGACAGUGAUGCCAUCCAGUAAGUCUGGAAGCCAUCUGAUUAUUUUUCUACUGUUUUUGAGCCAUUUUGAGGUCACAUGCUUUUACGGGUCUUCAAGUGCCUUAUAUGUAGUCCUCUGGUAUAUUUGCCUUGGUUGCCCUUUUGGGUCUGCUGCUUUGUCACCCUCAAAAUCCAGUAUUACUUUGAGUAAGCCAUUUAAAAAAGAAUAGUAGCUUAUCUCUCUUUGUUAUAUAACAUUUGGACUGAAUGUUUUUAUUAUUAUUAUUAUUAUUACUCUUUAUCAACACAAAAACCUGUUCUUUUAUGUAAGGCUGUUUUUAAUAAAUAAUAUAUAGUUAUGCAGAACAACUGGCUCUAACAAGGGCAGAAAGAGAUGUGGAAGGCCAGAUGUACAACUAAACAAGAGGAUAAGUACAUCAGAGUCUCUAGUUUGAGAAAUGGAUGCCUCACAUGUCCUCAGCUGACAGCUUCAUUGAAUUCUACCUGCUCGACACCAGUUUCAUGUACAACAGUAAAGAGAAGACUCAGGGGUUCAGGCCUUAUGGGAAGAAUUGCAAAGAAAAAGCCAUUUUUGAACUUUUGGCAUUUGACAACAGAUAAUUGGAAAAGAGUGUUAUGGAUCUUAACCCCAUUAAGCUUUUGUGGGAUCAGCUAGACAGUAAGGUGCGUGAGAAGUGCCAGGCAAGACAGCCACAUCUAUGGCAAGUGUUACAGGAAGUAUGGAGUGAAAUGUCACCUGAGUAUCUGGACAAACUGACAGCUAGAAUAACAAGGAUCUGCAAAGCUGUCAUUGCUGCACGUGGAAGAUUUGUUGAUAAAAACUCUUUGAAGUAGUUAAGAAGUUCUGAAUUUUUUUCAAAUUGUAAUAGUAAUUUUUCAUGUUGUUAAUGUCCUGACUAUACAUUUAAAUCUGUUGAAUGUCACUUUGGUGAAUAAAAGUACCAAUUUCGUUCCAUAAAGAGUUAAAUCUGUACAUUAUUCCAAACUUUUGGUGUGUGUGUGUGUGUGUAUUCUGGAUAAAUUAUAAGAUUCCAUCACCAACCAGGCUGACAAAUUUUCAAACCGGAAUUGCUCCCUUUUGUUGAUUCAUCUCACAUGAGAAACUGCAAAUAGUGUAAACUGCUGAGAAACAGCACAUGCAUAACCUCAAGACAGUUAAGGGUGUAACUUCAUUUUAAGCAAACUCUCAUUACAGCUUUGUCUAACUUCACCGCCAACAAAAAGCACUUGUGUUUGUACUACCAUCCGGCUUGUGUGCACAGACCGCAGUUAAUACCACCAUCAUGCCUUUAUUACUUUGACUAAAGGCUCAUUUAGCUCAACUAAUCUAAAUGAUUUCUCUUUGUUUAGCAAAUAAAAAUGGCAUGAGCUUCCUUCCCUCUGUUUAGAAGUUGGGAAGAUUACAGGAUGAAUCUCAAAACCGGUUGGCCACCGAAAAAUGAUCUGUCUCUCAUCAUUUAAACACCCUUAUGUAGUCUCAACGUCAUAUUACUUUUUUCUUCUGUGGAACACAAAGAGAUAUCGGAGGAUAUAUGAAGAGUUUUUCUCCAUCCAGUGCAAAUCAAUGGGGUCCAAAAAUGUUAAGCUCCAAAAAGGACAUUAAGGCAGCAUUAAUGCACAUUUACACGUGCUGUACAUGCUCUUUGCAUGCAUAAAGAAGUGUGAACAAGCUUCUCUUAUGAACACUCCAAGGAGACUGCAGAUGUCAAGAUUUUUUGUGAAAAAAACAAGAAAUUGUCCAAAGAGAACUAAGGGGCUAUUCACACCAAAAUGAGUUUUUGCAUCCAUCUGUGCAGUUAUUCCAAUAGAAACAUGAGCUAGACUAGAGGGACGUUUAUGACCAGUGCAGUGCCGCAUUAUUUACAGGCCAUGUCAAGUUAAGAAGAAAGUCAAAUUUAAAAAGUGUGUUUCGAUACACUGGAGUUCUGAACAACCCCUUUUGCAUUCUCAAACUAUUGUCCCUUUUUUAUAAAAAAAUAUUUCACCCCAAAAUGUUCAUAUUUUAUCCACCCUCGGUCAUCAAACCCUGUAUUAUUUUCAUUUCAGGCAGAAUAUCCGAACUCCCCUUUUAGGUACAUGUUAAAGGAAUACUCCAUGUUCAGUACAAAUUAAGCUUAGCCGACAGCAUAUUGUUUAUUACAGCAAAACAUUUUUUCCCUCGAAGCCGAAAUCGAGGUUACAGUGAGACACUUACAGUGGAGGUGAAUGGGGAUUUUUGGAUGGUUUAAGAAGGCAGAAGUGUGACCGUAUAGUUUUAUAAAAGCACUUAAAUGAAUUCUUAUGUUAAAACUUAUUUAUUUCAGCUUUAAAGUUGUUUAAAUCGUCGUUUUUCCAGUCAUUUCAUUUUUUUUUUUUUACAAAGUUGUACAAUUGCCUUUAACUUAACACAGAAAAGGUUAGGAAGUGAUUGUAUCAUACUAAAAUCAUGUUAAUACUCAUAUUGUUUACAUUUUGUGACUAUAUUUCUUUAAAUAGUGAGUAUUUUAAUGUGUACGGAUUGGCCCCAUUCACUUCCAUUGUAAGUGCCUCACUGGAACCCAGAUUCUUUUUUUUUCUCUCUUUUUUUUUUAAGGAAGGUCAAGUCAAAUAUUUUUUUUUGUUGUACUCAAUAUUAUGCCACAAAUGAUGUUUGAGUUUAACUUGUAUUGAACCUAGAAUUUGUCUUUAAGUGAAUAACUAUUUACAUUUAUUUUGGCCUAUUGCUCUGCUUUCUCAUUAGUAGAAUGUUCCAAGGUUUUUUUUCCCUUAUGUUAUGCUAUCCAUCCACACUGUUUUCUAAGAAUAGUUAGGAGCGAGUCAAUGCUAACUGAAUUGUGAAGGCUUGAGGGGAGGGAGGAGCUGCAGUAAAAAACAGGCCUUUACUCGUCCUAUGAUCUGUGAGGCACCACAUAAAUAUAGCAUGAGUGUUCAGGCAUGUUCACCUGAUAUUUCCUCCAUUAACGGGAACAGAAGGCUAAAGUGGUGCUAAUACAAUUCCUGCAGGAGGUCUACCAUAGGCUGCACUGUAACAACACCUUGAAACUGAUCAUUGGUUGUCUUAAAUGCUAACACAGUGUUGUUCAAGGCCUAUAAGUCUGACAGCACUUUGACUGAAUGACUGUCAUACAACAGAGGCUUCUUUUACCAACACACCAGGUGCACAUGCACAACAAUCCACGCUUAAGGAUUGCAUAGACAUUUUUUCCUCUACCCAAGCAAUAUUUCACAUUCGAGAAAAGGCAUCCAAUCAGAGAGUGUUUUUUUCUUCCGAAUGAAACGUUCAAUAUCAGUGGUCCGUAGCAAUAUGAAAAUGCUGUUAUUUUCUUGACCACCAAGCUUAUUUUCACCCAGUUGUUAUAACCGUAAUGCAUAGGAAUGUUUUACUUUCAAUUCUCAAUUAUUUUCAUGAUUAACACAAUGUUUUUAAUGCAGACUGACGAGCUUACAUUAAACACUGGAUUACUUAAUUGAUUUAAUGUAACUGUGAAACUGUAUAACAGCGUAUCUUUGGAAGUUAUUUAAUGUAUCAGCAAACAACAAUGUCAUCUCCUGAUGGUAUUUGAUGUAUAAAAUAUGAAGAGUGAAUGCUUUCAUUUUCAAGUUUGAAUGGUAACAGUGUGAACCAAAUGACUUAUUUUCUUAACCAGAUCCAAUAUAUUUUAAAGAUUUGAUCAAAUCUGUACUGACACCAAACUAGAUUGGUGUGCUUUGUUGUU
Messenger RNA from Xyrauchen texanus (razorback sucker), 6728 nucleotides. Its product is annotated as E3 ubiquitin-protein ligase rififylin-like. Gene Ontology annotation, biological process: negative regulation of extrinsic apoptotic signaling pathway via death domain receptors; protein K48-linked ubiquitination; proteasome-mediated ubiquitin-dependent protein catabolic process. NCBI's taxonomy places the organism in Eukaryota, Metazoa, Chordata, Actinopteri, Cypriniformes, Catostomidae. Gene Ontology annotation, cellular component: cytoplasm; plasma membrane. Bases 314 to 1360 code for a protein of 348 amino acids. Gene Ontology annotation, molecular function: ubiquitin protein ligase activity. The transcript is spliced from 8 exons. The record is from RefSeq and is a predicted model, not a curated record.